CAACACCACAGACUCUCUCCCCACGCCAACCCACCACCAACGCCGGCACUCUUCCCGUCGAAGCGCUGCACAUUUCAUCCCCACUAUCCUGUAAUACAGCUUUGCCUUUACAAACAUGAGAGAGGUUAUCAGCUUGAACGUCGGCCAGGCCGGUUGCCAGAUCGCAAACUCCUGCUGGGAGCUCUACUGCCUUGAGCACGGCAUUCAGCCUGAUGGUUACCUGACCGAGGAACGCAAAGCUGCCCAGGACGACCAUGGCUUCAGCACUUUCUUCUCCGAAACUGGCCAGGGAAAGUAUGUUCCUCGCACGAUCUAUGCCGAUCUGGAGCCCAACGUCGUUGAUGAGGUCCGCACCGGAACCUAUCGUUCCCUCUUCCACCCCGAGCACAUGAUCACCGGAAAGGAGGAUGCGUCAAACAACUACGCCCGUGGCCACUAUACCGUCGGAAAGGAGCUCAUCGACCAGGUCUUGGACCAGGUUCGCCGUGUUGCUGACAACUGCUCUGGACUGCAAGGCUUCCUUGUUUUCCACUCCUUCGGCGGAGGAACUGGUUCCGGUUUCGGUGCGCUGUUGAUGGAGCGCUUGUCUGUUGACUAUGGCAAGAAGUCCAAGUUGGAGUUCUGCGUGUACCCUGCCCCUCAGGUCGCCACAUCCGUCGUCGAGCCGUAUAACUCCAUCUUGACGACCCACACGACGCUCGAGCACUCCGACUGCAGCUUCAUGGUUGACAACGAGGCAAUCUACGAUAUCUGCCGGAGGAACCUUGGCAUUGAGCGCCCCAACUACGAGAACUUGAACCGUCUCAUCGCUCAAGUUGUGUCUUCCAUUACCGCCUCUCUUCGGUUCGACGGCUCCCUGAACGUCGAUCUCAACGAGUUCCAGACCAACCUGGUGCCUUAUCCCCGUAUCCACUUCCCUCUCGUCGCCUAUGCUCCUGUAAUUUCCGCCGCAAAGGCCGCCCACGAGGCCAACUCCGUCCAGGAGAUCACCAACGCCUGCUUCGAGCCCAACAACCAGAUGGUGAAGUGCGACCCGCGCAACGGCAAGUACAUGGCCACCUGUCUGCUGUACCGCGGCGAUGUCGUGCCUAAGGAUACGCAUACCGCCAUUGCCCACCUUAAGACCAAGCCCACCAUUCAGUUCGUCGACUGGUGCCCGACUGGCUUCAAGGUGGGUAUCUGCUACCAGCCCCCCGAGACCGUUCCCAACGGCGACUUGGCCAAGGUCAACCGCGCUGUGUGCAUGUUGUCCAACACGACCGCCAUCGCCGAGGCAUGGUCCGCUCUCUCGCACAAGUUCGAUCUCAUGUACUCCAAGCGUGCGUUCGUCCACUGGUAUGUUGGUGAAGGUAUGGAGGAGGGUGAGUUCUCUGAGGCUCGUGAGGACUUGGCUGCGCUCGAGCGCGAUUACGAGGAGGUUGCUGCCGAUUCGAUUGAGGGUGAGGAGGGUCUUGAGGCCGAGUACUAGACUCUUGAGCCGGUAUUGCUACGGUGUGGUGCAUACGGUCCGGUAUAUUGUUCCAUGUCUGCAUGGUUAGCAUUGGUCGGAGCCUAGUCCCGCUUUGAUUGAAUGAGAGGCAUGGAGGUUUGGACUAUGUCUCCUGGAACAGAUUUCGAAGGAUAGGAGUGACCUUGUUCUCUUUAUUACACUCUUCUGUAAUGCGGUGCUACCAAUAAAUUGAUCUCUUCUCCU
Messenger RNA from Westerdykella ornata, 1693 nucleotides. Its product is annotated as tubulin nucleotide-binding domain-like protein. Gene Ontology annotation, cellular component: microtubule; spindle; nucleus. Gene Ontology annotation, biological process: mitotic cell cycle; nuclear division; microtubule cytoskeleton organization. NCBI's taxonomy places the organism in Eukaryota, Fungi, Ascomycota, Dothideomycetes, Pleosporales, Sporormiaceae. Gene Ontology annotation, molecular function: GTP binding; structural constituent of cytoskeleton. The coding region runs from base 116 to 1468 and encodes 450 amino acids. The record is from RefSeq and is a predicted model, not a curated record. The transcript is spliced from 6 exons.